Molecule: messenger RNA, 2929 nt
Organism: Erpetoichthys calabaricus (reedfish)
Lineage: Eukaryota; Metazoa; Chordata; Cladistia; Polypteriformes; Polypteridae
Gene: chtf18
Product: CTF18, chromosome transmission fidelity factor 18 homolog (S. cerevisiae)
Exons: 21
Coding region: 61-2784 (907 amino acids)
Molecular function (GO): ATP binding; ATP hydrolysis activity
Source: RefSeq, a predicted model, not a curated record
GCUUCUUCUGAAUUGCUCGCGGGAAAGUCCUAACGAGGGUAAACAGUUCGGCGUGCGAGUAUGGAAGACUACGAGGAGGUGGAUGGUAUAGAGGACAACUUUGAGGAGCAGUUUGCAGACGAAUUGGAGGUGUUGGCGUCUAUGAGCGAUGGUGAAAGUGCUGUUUCUAAGCCAAAGAGACCAAAGUUGGAAGCUGUUAAAAAACUGAACUUCGACCAUACUGGUACUGACCAUCAUGAUGACAUCACCCCUCCCUCUUCACCUGAGGAGUACACCAGGAAGCCAGAGAACAGGAACUCGAAGCUUUUCUUUCAGAAUUUGCUUGACAUCAGUGAUAUGGCACCUCUUCAAGAGACCCCAAUAAAGCCAGUGCGGACCCAAGUCCUGAAAAGGCCACCUUUCAUGGAGGACUACGUUAAUGUGACUUCCAGUGACGGGAUCCGUGUAUUUAUGGUGCUGAAAGAUGAUGAUUCUGGCACUGGUGUGCAGCUUCAGGAUGCAGAGGCAGGCUGGAAUAGUCAGAGGCAGCUGAAUCUGCUUGGAGUUCCUUUCUCGACCUUAAAGGACAGCAUUACACAAGAACACCAUAGGCGAGUGAUGGAGGAAUGCCAAAGGCUAUCCAACCAAAUAAACAGUCAGGUUGAUCAUGAAUUCAGUGAAAUUGAUGUCCUAGAGGAUGAAGAGUCUGAUGAUGAAGACUCCAGUACUAGCCGUCUCUGGGUAGACAAAUUUACUCCCAUGCGUUACACAGAGCUGCUCAGUGAUGAUUAUACAAAUCGAUGCUUAUUAAAGUGGCUAAAACUAUGGGACACAGUGGUAUUUGGAAAAGAGAAGUCUGCACAGAGAGCCAAGCCCUCUGUUCCUGAGAACAGACAACCCUUUAAGCAACAAAAGGAACAGCAGCAGAAGUGGAAAACAAAGACACAAAUAACUGAGGAGAUUUUGGAAGCUGAUUUAGACCAGCACAACAGGCCCAAGUUCAAGGUUGCAUUGCUGAGUGGCCCCCCUGGCCUUGGAAAAACAACUCUGGCACACAUCAUUGCAAAACAUGCUGGGUACAAUGUGGUGGAGAUGAAUGCAAGUGAUGAUCGUAGUGUUGAAGCCUUCCAGAAGAAAAUAGACACAGCAACUCAAAUGAAGUCCGUCUUGGGAGCAAAUGAAAAGCCCAACUGUCUGGUCAUUGAUGAGAUAGAUGGCGCACCACAGGCUGCCAUUAAUGUUUUACUGAAUGUCCUCAAUCGCAAAGACAGCAAGGAGAGUGAAACUGGUACUGGCUCUAAGAAGAAGAAGAGUGAACGUCUGCUGCUUCGACCCAUUAUCUGUAUCUGUAAUGAUCUUUAUGUACCAGCUUUAAGGCAGCUGCGCCAGCAAGCAUUUUUGUUAAGUUUUCCACCAACACUGCCAUCCAGACUAGUUCAGAGACUCUGUGAGAUUGCCAGGAAGCAGGGAAUGAAAGCAGAUACAGGAGCUCUAAUGGCACUAUGUGAAAAGACUGAGAAUGACAUCCGGGCUUGUGUGAACACAUUGCAGUUCCUUCACAGUCGAGGUCGAAAGGAUGUGUCAAUGAAGGACAUGCAGACUAUGCGUUUUGGACUGAAGGACCAGAACAGAGGGCUCUUCUCAGUCUGGCAGGAGAUCUUCCAGCUCCCCCGAGUUAAGAGGAAGAGAAUCGGCCAGGAACUGUUUUUACCCACUCCUGCUCUUGAGACACGUGAGGAUGAGCCUGUAAGCACUGGGAGUGUUGCACAGAACGCAGCAGCCCAAAGAUUCUAUCACAUUCUACAUUUGACCACAUCCACGGGUGAUCAUGAGAAGGUUACACAGGGCCUUUAUGACAACUUUCUUAAUAUGAAGUUCAAGGACCCACAUUUAAUUUCACUGUGCUUGGCCCUUGAGUGGCUUGAAUUUACAGAUCAUCUGAACCAGCAAAUCUUGCAUAAUCAGAACUUUAGCCUAAUGCGCUACUUGCCCUUCCUACCUGUUACUUUCCACCAGCUUUUUGCUGCUUCCUCUGUGCCCCGUAUAAACUAUCCAAAUAGCCAGUUUGAGUUUCAGACCAAGAAGACGCAAAUGGACAAUCUUCUUACAACUUUGUUCACAGAUAUCAGCCCCACGAUUCGCAGCAACCUGGCACCACAGGGUCUUGUCAUGGAGGCACUCUCUCUCGUGCUGGAAAUCAUGUCUCCAAAAAUGAGACCGGUUAACCCUCAACUGUAUAGCACCCGUGAGAAGCAACAGCUCUCUGAUUUGAUUAAUGCCAUGCUGACCUAUAAUCUCACUUAUCACCAAGAGCGCACGGCAGAUGGGCAGUAUGUGUACCUGCUGGAUCCAAAUGUGGAAGAGCUGUGCCACUUUCCAAAUUUGCCACCACGAAGACAAAUGACGUAUCAGGCCAAGCAGAUGAUUGCUCGAGAAAUUGAGGUGGAGAAAAUGAGAAAGAUGGAGGCUCUUAUUCAGGCCCGCAACAGUAAGCGGAAUCAAGAUGAGAAUCUACAGGUGGACUGUAACAAAGAUGAGAGCACAAAAGUCUCCAUAAAGAACCACCAACAGAGGCUGGAAAAUAUUGUGAAGCAGGCCAGUAUUCAAGACAAGCCAGCAGUGGACUUCUUUGGGCGGUGUGUGAUAAAGGAAAAAUUAUCAUCUACCUCCACUACAGAACCUGCAGCGGAAUCAGCAGAGCAGCGAAUUGGCAAAGCAGUAGGCAACAGUGAUGUCUGGUUCCGGUUCAACGAGGGUGUGUCCAAUGCAGUGAGGCGCAAUGUGUACAUCCGUGAUCUUCUGUAGAAUAAGAAGAAAGAGCAAUUAGACAUGUCAAGAAGCUAUGCCUGUGACACUUCGUUGCUAAUAAGGAACAUGGAGUAGAAAACCUUUAUUCCUACAGAUCUCUUGUUGAAGCACUGAAGUACAUUAAAGGAAAAAUAGCCAGUUC